AUGAGUGCGAAGAGUGGCAGUACAUCUACCGAGAAGGAGGAGGGGCUGGAAGCGAUCAAGAGCCAGACGUUGGCUAAAAGCGAGAUGCCCCGUGUUGAGCUUACCGAAGUGUCGAGUAGACACAGCCCAGAAACACUAAAGGGCCGAGCAAGCCAACCAGCAGCCUCGCUCACCUUGAAGCUCAACAAGGAGCGUGAGCCUUCUCGUGCUCAUGAACAGGACUUGGAAGACACGACCGGCAAGCUGGACGCUGAUGCUUCGCGGCACCGCAAGCAGCAGUUGCAGUCAAUUCUUCAGCGUUUUUCGGAGGUGCUGGUACAGGCAGCUAAUGCCUCGGGAGAGAGCGAAGUGGCCCAAGAAGCAGUGGUGAGCGACGAUGGGGUCAUUGCGCACCACUUCGACGCAGUGCCGUUCUGCGCAUGA
This is a messenger RNA of Phytophthora nicotianae INRA-310, 423 nucleotides long. RefSeq lists its product as hypothetical. The record is from RefSeq and is a predicted model, not a curated record. The transcript is spliced from 3 exons. Lineage: Eukaryota; Oomycota; Peronosporomycetes; Peronosporales; Peronosporaceae. The coding region runs from base 1 to 423 and encodes 140 amino acids.